AUGGAUAUGGAAGGAUUAUCUUAUAUAAAAGCGCAUCUAUUCUUUAUGUUGGUUUUCUAUGCCUCUACUGAAGGGUUAAUGCAGGAUUCAACCACCUAUGAAUACACAUCAAUGAAAAGUUUGAGUGACAAUAAAUCUGGAUUUUGGGGAGCUUUGGCGAGGAAAGCUAAAUCCAUUAUUGAUGAUGACAAUACAUCCCAACAAUUUGAUAUGCCUGGAAGAACAAGAUUGCAGAUGUCUGGUACAGACACAACGGGUCAGAUUCAUGACCCAUAUUAUUCACCUGAGAACCAUCAGAAGACUGAAAAUCCUACACUGCGGAAGGGCAUAGUUGCAAUCACAUCAUCUUUAAACUAUAUAGGUGGCACAAUUGGCAAUGCUUUUGAGGAGGGUCGUAAUAUUGUGGAGAACCGAACAGCUGAUAUCAUUCAAGAAACUCGGAAACUGCAAACAAGGAGAAAAGGUAGUAGUUCUGAGAAGCAAAAUCAGGCAUCAAGGUUUGGCAAUACAUGGCAACAACCCAGUUCUGUGAAGCAAAAUCAGGCUUCAAGGUUUGGCAGUACUUGGGAGCACUCCCAAAUGCCGACUCCAGUGCAGCCGCAGAUGCAAACCGAUCUUGAUAUGCAAUUGAAGGCAUCUCGCGACGUUGCCAUGGCAAUGGCUGCCAAAGCAAAGCUUCUUCUUCGUGAGCUGAAGACAGUCAAAGCAGACCUGGCUUUUGCAAAGGAGCGUUGUGCUCAGCUGGAAGAAGAAAAUAGAAUUCUUAGAGAGAGUCUCGAAAAGGGUGAUAACCCUGAAGAUGAUGAUUUGCUAACCAUGCAAGAUGUUGUAUACCUGGAUGAAGGCAGUGAAGAGGUUACUGAAGUCUAUCCUAUUAAGGUACCGCCCAUGAGCAAUAUGAGUUCUGUUGGCACUGUACAAACUUCUUCUCGAUCCCCCUCUCCGGCUCCUGAGAUUCCCUGUGCAAGAAGUCCACAAGCGACCCUAGAUGUUUCUCCUCUCCCUAAGUCAAAAGAUCUUGAAAUAUCUCUGCAACAGUCACCUCCUUAA
Molecule: messenger RNA, 1050 nt
Organism: Thlaspi arvense
Lineage: Eukaryota; Viridiplantae; Streptophyta; Magnoliopsida; Brassicales; Brassicaceae
Source: the annotation of a GenBank genome assembly